Molecule: messenger RNA, 456 nt
Organism: Rangifer tarandus platyrhynchus (Svalbard reindeer)
Lineage: Eukaryota; Metazoa; Chordata; Mammalia; Artiodactyla; Cervidae
Source: the annotation of a GenBank genome assembly
AUGUGGGCGGUGCUCGCGGCCCACGGGCACCCGCCAGCUGGAGGCCGUGGAGUUUCUCGGAACGGUUACCCACUCUCCAGUCGAGCGGCUGUGGGCCAGGGUCUCGCGCUGGCCAGGGGGCAGCUGGAGGGCAGCGUGAGCCGGGCGCUGUGCGGGUCCCUGAGGCCUGUGGUGGGCGGGAUGUGGGGCUUCACCCUCGGGAGGGCUGGGUCCAGGGACUGUGGCUCCCGGUCACCCUUUCAGACCCUGGAGUGCCCGUCCCUUGAUGUCCUGGCCCUGCGGGGGCCCCGGGAGCCGGCACCUGUGCUGGAGGGGAGCUCGUGGUCCUGGGCGCUGCCAUGGGAUGAUGGGCCGUCAGGAGAGGAAGGCCCGGGAGGGGCCUCUGUGGGGGCGCUGGGCUCAGGGAUGCAGGGGGUCCCACGGCCCCCCCCCGGGUGGCCCCCUUGUCCAGAGUAA